CGAAUUGCAGUUCGUUGGCGCAUGGUUUACGUAAAAGCCGCAUCUAUCGCUGGAAAUAUUACUUAAAAUUAGGUAUCUAAGCUAAAAAUUUAACAUAAAACCAUGUCCAGCGCGCUGACUCGCUUGUUGGAGCGCCUGCCACUGAAGAAACAGACGGCGCAAAGCGGUAUCCGUGUUUUUUCCAACCAGGAGCAGCAGCAGCAAGAAAUUGAGGAUGAUGAAGAAUUCCGAGUGCUCAGCCUGCGGACGGUGAAGCAGCAGUUCCAGAAGCGCCAGCAGGUCCGCCGGGAUCCCAUCACACCGCCGCGCACUGGCCGCAUGGCGGUGGAUCAGGACUGGACGGCCGUUUGGCCAGGACCACGUUCGUUUCACCCGGCCAGUGUGCCUCUGCCACUGCGGCAGGGCUUCACUGAACGCGGAGCAGCAGCCCCGUCGAAAUUCGCCAAUGCGGAGCUGAUGAAGAUACCCAACUUUCUGCACUUGACACCGCCGGCCAUCCGUCAGCAAUGCGAGGCAAUCAAGAAGUUCUGCACGCCAUGGCCAAAGGGUUUGGAGACGGAGGCCAAGUGGCAGCGACACUUCCCCCUGGAGGUCACCACCACGGACUACUGCCAGAGUUUGCCCACGAUCAGGAAUCCGGAAGCCAGGCGCGUCACCAUUAGCCUGAAGCUCUCUGACCUAGAGUUCGAUGCGCACGCCAGGGAUAAGUUCCUGCGCCUGGUGGGCGAUCGCUACGACAAGGACACGGACCUCGUUACCUUCGUCACGGAUCGCUGUCCGCAGAAGAAGCAGAACUACGACUACGCCCUGUAUCUACUCACCGCUUGCUAUCACGAAUCCUUUGUCACCGAGCCCUGGGAGGCCACCAAAUCGGAGGCCGAUAUGGAGGUCUAUCUGUUCGAGCGCAACCAGUCGAAGCUCUCCGCCGAGGAAAUCCUCAACUGGAACGCCAAGGAGGGUGCUCCAAAAGUGGUUCCCAGCAAGUCCUUCGCUGAUUGUGUGGAGCAACUGAUAAACGAGGGCGAAAACGAGUACAACUUGGGCAAAUACAAGGAGGAGGUGAAGAAGAUGUUGAACAUUGCCUAGGAAACUGGAUAGUUGAGUGAACCAAUAAAGCGAGAAGUUGUUAACAAAUAA
Drosophila mauritiana is the source of this 1137-nucleotide messenger RNA. It is a transcript of the gene mRpS35, whose product is annotated as 28S ribosomal protein S35, mitochondrial. NCBI's taxonomy places the organism in Eukaryota, Metazoa, Arthropoda, Insecta, Diptera, Drosophilidae. Gene Ontology annotation, cellular component: mitochondrial small ribosomal subunit. Gene Ontology annotation, biological process: mitochondrial translation. The record is from RefSeq and is a predicted model, not a curated record. Gene Ontology annotation, molecular function: structural constituent of ribosome. Bases 103 to 1086 code for a protein of 327 amino acids. The transcript has 2 exons.